AGAGCGAGAAGAGAAUGGCUGAGUCCGCUGCUGAGUAUAAAAGCGAGAAUGAAAGCGUGUGUAACAAACAGCCGUGUACGAGCAGUGAGAGCUGCAGCAACGAGGCAGAUUUAAUAAGAGAUAACACUUAAUCUUCAUAUAUUUCAGCAGCCUAAUAAUUACAUCUGACAAAACAAGCAAGAUGUCCUCUGCUAAAGGAAUUGCUAUUGGGAUUGACCUGGGCACCACCUACUCCUGUGUGGGGGUGUUUCAGCAUGGAAAGGUGGAGAUCAUUGCUAAUGACCAGGGAAACAGAACAACACCCAGCUACGUGGCCUUCACAGACACAGAGAGGCUCAUUGGAGAUGCUGCGAAAAACCAAGUGGCCAUGAACCCCAGCAACACAGUGUUUGAUGCCAAGAGGCUGAUUGGCCGGAAGUUUGACGACCCAGUCGUACAGUCCGACAUGAAGCAUUGGCCUUUCCAAGUGACCAGCGAUGGAGGCAAGCCGAAGGUUCAAGUCGAGUACAAAGGGGAGGAGAAGUCCUUUUACCCUGAAGAGAUCUCCUCCAUGGUUCUGGUGAAAAUGAAGGAAAUCGCAGAGGCCUAUCUUGGACAGAGGGUAACAAAUGCUGUUAUUACUGUUCCUGCCUACUUCAAUGACUCUCAGAGACAAGCCACUAAAGAUGCUGGAGUGAUUGCUGGAUUGAACGUCCUGAGGAUCAUCAACGAGCCCACAGCUGCGGCGAUCGCCUACGGCCUGGACAAAGGCAAGAAAGGAGAGCGCAAUGUCCUGAUCUUCGAUCUUGGAGGUGGUACCUUCGAUGUGUCUAUCCUGACCAUUGAAGAUGGCAUCUUUGAAGUGAAAGCCACAGCAGGAGACACUCACUUGGGUGGAGAGGACUUUGACAACCGCCUGGUCAACCACUUCGUGGAGGAGUUCAAGAGGAAGCACAAGAAGGACAUCAGCCAGAACAAGCGAGCCCUGAGGAGGCUGCGUACUGCCUGUGAGAGAGCCAAGAGAACCCUAUCCUCCAGCUCUCAAGCCAGCAUUGAAAUCGACUCGCUGUAUGAGGGCACUGACUUUUACACUUCUAUCACCAGAGCACGCUUUGAAGAGUUGUGUUCAGACCUGUUCAGAGGAACACUAGAGCCGGUGGAGAAAGCCUUGAGAGAUGCCAAGAUGGACAAGUCCCAGAUCCAUGAAAUUGUCCUGGUUGGAGGUUCUACAAGAAUCCCCAAGAUCCAAAAACUUCUGCAGGACUUCUUUAAUGGACGGGAACUGAACAAAAGCAUCAACCCAGACGAGGCGGUAGCUUACGGUGCUGCGGUUCAGGCUGCCAUCCUUAUGGGCGACACCUCUGGAAAUGUCCAGGACCUGUUGCUGCUGGAUGUGGCUCCACUGUCGCUGGGCAUUGAGACAGCAGGAGGAGUCAUGACCACUCUCAUCAAACGCAACACCACCAUCCCCACCAAGCAGACGCAAGUCUUCAGCACGUACGCAGACAACCAGCCUGGGGUUCUGAUCCAGGUGUAUGAGGGAGAGAGAGCCAUGACCAAAGACAACAACCUACUGGGGAAGUUUGAUCUGACGGGCAUCCCACCUGCACCACGUGGAGUUCCUCAGAUCGAAGUGACCUUUGACAUCGACGCCAACGGCAUUCUGAACGUGUCUGCUGUGGACAAAAGCACCGGCAAAGAGAACAAGAUCACCAUCACCAAUGACAAGGGCAGGCUGAGCAAGGAGGAGAUUGAGAGGAUGGUGCAGGAAGCAGAUAAGUACAAAGCAGAGGAUGACCAUCAGCGAGAGAAGAUUGCAGCCAAGAACUCCCUGGAGUCGUAUGCCUUUAACAUGAAAAACAGUGUGGAAGAUGAAAGCAUGAAAGGCAAAAUCAGUGAAGAGGACAAGAAGAAAGUGAUUGAGAGGUGUAACCAGGCCAUUACCUGGCUGGAGAACAACCAGCUGGCUGAAAAGGAGGAGUUCGAACAUGAGCUGAAGGAACUGGAGAAAGUCUGCAACCCCAUCAUCACUAAGCUGUACCAGGGAGGGAUGCCAGCUGGAAGCUGUGGAGCUCAGGCACGAUCCACUUCAGGAGCAAACACCCAGGGACCAACUAUUGAAGAAGUGGAUUAAAAAAAACUUAUAUGGACUUAAUAAAUGGACUUAUGACUAAAAGUUAAACUAUUCGCUGGAAAAUGUUUGGGUGAUAAUCCCAGCUAGUAUGAACCUCAUAUUAGAUUUAAUACUGUACCAAUUUUGGGCCAAUUAAACCUUGAUCUACAAAGAUCUAUGCUGUAGAUAUUGGUGUGUAUAUACACUUUUAUUUAUGUACUUUUAUUUUAUGUUAAUAAAAAUUUAUAUUACAUGGGAAAA
Messenger RNA from Pangasianodon hypophthalmus (striped catfish), 2353 nucleotides. It is a transcript of the gene hsp70.3, whose product is annotated as heat shock cognate 70-kd protein, tandem duplicate 3. The record is from RefSeq and is a predicted model, not a curated record. Gene Ontology annotation, molecular function: heat shock protein binding; ubiquitin protein ligase binding; ATP binding. Gene Ontology annotation, biological process: cellular response to unfolded protein; protein refolding. Gene Ontology annotation, cellular component: vesicle; blood microparticle; cytoplasm. Bases 182 to 2113 code for a protein of 643 amino acids. Lineage: Eukaryota; Metazoa; Chordata; Actinopteri; Siluriformes; Pangasiidae. The transcript is spliced from 2 exons.